Pogona vitticeps (central bearded dragon) is the source of this 1965-nucleotide messenger RNA. It is a transcript of the gene SNIP1, whose product is annotated as Smad nuclear interacting protein 1. The record is from RefSeq and is a predicted model, not a curated record. Gene Ontology annotation, molecular function: protein binding. NCBI's taxonomy places the organism in Eukaryota, Metazoa, Chordata, Lepidosauria, Squamata, Agamidae.
GGCGCUCCGCUCUGUGGGCGGACUGCGCUUGCGGUGCCAUAGAGAGGGCGCGGGGCAAGUCAGGGCGGCGGGGGGGGAGGUAGAGGAGAGGAGCGCUUCCGGGUCUUUCCGGAAGCGGAAGCGAGGCGGCGGAAAACGGGGCCGGAGCUGCUAUGGAGGAGCCCGAGCGACGGCGUCGCCACCACCGGCACAAGAGGCGGAGCACCCGCGGAAGCCCUUCUUCGCCGGGGGAGUCGAGAGUCCACAGGUCCCAGUCAAAAAGGAAGAACAAAUCUUCUGACAAAAGGAGCCGGUCUCCUCGAGAGAAAACAAGCCGGAGUCCCAAUUUCAUGAUCACUAAUGUGAAGCAGGAACGAGAGGAUCGGUCCCGGAGGGGCCACGAGGAACGGCAGAAUCGAGACCGCUUGGAGCUGGAGCACAGGCGGGAGAGAAGUGGGGACCGAGACAAGCAUAGGGACCAUUCAGGCCGAAGGAAGUCCCACCGAGAUCAGCCUGGGGGUCACGAGAGGGACCAGGACGCUCAUCACCUCCAGGAGCAGCAGACACAGAGGGAAUACUACAACGAGCGGCGCCGGGAGCACCGUCCGCAGGCCGAGGCAAGCCUUGAUGGGAAGGAUAGGGAGACGCAGGGACCCCACAUCAAGAGUGCAGAGAAGGAUCCUGGUAAUAAGGAGAAACCAAGCUUUGAACUGUCUGGCGCACUUUUGGAGGACACCAACACUUUCCGAGGGGUUGUGAUCAAGUACACAGAGCCCCCGGAGGCACGCAUCCCCAAAAAGCGAUGGCGUCUGUACCCUUUUAAGAAUGAUGAGGUUCUUCCGGUGAUGUACAUUCACAGGCAGAGUGCCUAUCUGCUGGGCAGGCACCGACGUAUUGCUGACAUUCCCAUUGACCACCCCUCGUGCUCCAAACAGCAUGCGGUGUUUCAGUACCGGCUUGUGGAAUACACACGUCCGGAUGGCACCAUGGGCCGGAAGGUCAAGCCCUACAUCAUUGACCUUGGCUCGGGCAAUGGCACAUUUCUGAACAACAAGCAGAUUGAGCCCCAGCGUUAUUACGAACUGAAGGAGAAGGACGUGCUGAAGUUUGGCUUCAGCAGCAGGGAGUACGUCCUCCUUCAUGAGUCAUCGGAUACCACUGAGGUGGAUCAGAAAACAGAGGAGGAGGAGGAGGAGGAGGAAGAAUCCACUUGAGGGCACCUUGCAGGGAGGGGACUGGCUCUUUUUUCUGCAGCUCAGCUCCAACCUUUAGCACGGACAUGGCAGCUUUGCUGCACCGAUGUCUCUCACUGCCUUAGAAUCUGCUGUCUUUUGCUGGAUGCGUUACUGCUUGUUUGGGGAGCACCUCUCACACACUCGGGGUGUUGAGGGUUGUGGGCCCUGGCUGGCAAAGCCAGAGCGGUUGCUUUGCAGGGGGUUCUUGUCAGCUAAAAGGCACAAGGAUGUGAGAGUGUCUGGGAUGCCAACAUGGCACAACCCAUGCGGUGCUGAAGUUCCUCGGUUCAUGUUUCCUUUUUUUUUAAAUGUCCUGAAGCAACAGACCUAAGCAGACCAACAUAUGCCCAUGUUUUGCAAUCUCCUCUCCCAUUUCUCUGCAAAUAGUUGAAAACCAGAUACUACUUAUUUUUUUAAAUAGAAUGUUGAGAUAAAAUAAGUCUGGUGAGUGUUCUGUAAUGUCUCUACCUGUUUUUAUUCAUUGCUAAGAUGAAAGUAGUUGUAAAGCUUUCUAUGGAUUUCGGUGGUGCAUAUAGGCAUCAGAAUAUGUUUUCAAGCAGAUCGCAAGCAGUGGGGUCUGAAGUGAAAUGGAAGAUGUGGUGUCUCUCUCUCUCUCUCUUUCUGGCUUCCUUACCAGUGGAGUGAGGAGACUGCCUUUGUUUCUCAGGCACCUACCUUUCCCCAGGGAUGUAUUUUUACUUUUGUUUGAUGGACACAAUUUCCAUUGGAACAUUAAAAGAGGUCUAGUCUA